AUGAACCCUUAUGAUUAUACAUGGAUGUUCGGUGUCACCAUGAUCUUUGGAUUCAUGGAUGCCUAUGGUAUUGGUGCUAACGAUGUCGCCAAUUCUUUUGCUACAUCUGUUGCCUCUGGAUCAUUGACACUUCCUCAAGCUUGUCUCAUUGCUUGUUUCACCGAGUUCUUGGGUGCGCUUUUGCUUGGUUCUCAGACUGCUGAUACUAUCAAAGGUGGCAUCCUCUCAACAAAACGUUUUGUUGAAGUACCUGAGAUUCUUAUGCUCUGUAUGACUUGUGCCAUCAUAGGUUCUUCUACUUGGGUUCUGUUUGCUACUAAGAAUGGUUGGCCUGUUUCUACUACCCACUCCAUUGUCGGUGCCGUUCUUGGUGUCGGUAUUGCUGCAUUUGGUGGUAACAGCAUCGCUUGGGGUUGGUCUGGCGUUGGGCAAAUUAUUUGUUCUUGGUUUUUGUCACCCGUCUUUGCUGGUGUUGUUGCAGCAAUCAUUUAUAGUAUCACCAAAUACGCCAUCCUUCGCCAAAAAGAUAGUGUCAAGUGGGCUAUCCGUGUUAUUCCUGUCUACUUUUUCUUCACUACUGCAAUUGAAGCAUUUUACUUAAUCUAUAAGGGCGCUCCCGGUACUCAAGCGAGUAAAAUGAGUGUUGGUAGCAUUGUCGGUAUUGCGUUUGGUAUUGGUGCAUUCUUUGCUCUAUUCUGCGUUGUGUUUUUCUGCCCUUGGCUCAAAAGACGUGUUGUUGGACGUGAAGAACUUCGUUGGUACCAUGUCUUUGUUAUUCCUUUCUUGGGUCCUCGCAAGGUCAUUGAACGUUUACCUGAAAACAAGGCUGAACCUUCCACCGAAGUUAUUGAGUCCAGUGGUAGCUCAACUGAUGAUGGGGUCAAAGAAAUCCAAACUAUACAACAAGUUGAAAAACAAGAGCACGUUGAUCAAGUGCCUACUAGCAAGUUCAAUCAAUACAAGGAAAAGUUCCUCAAUGUUGCUCUUCAUGGUAUCAGAAAGGACGUUCGUAAUCUUAACAACGAACAUGUCAAGUCUGUUCACAGUGCUGCUGAAAUCUACGAUAGUGAUGUUGAAUACAUGUUCUCUUUCCUCCAAGUUAUUACUGCCUGUAUGGCCUCUUUUGCGCACGGUUCGAACGACGUUUCCAAUGCUGUAGGUCCUUUGUCUGCCGUAUACGACAUUUGGCAAACUGCCCAAGUUGAUGUCAGUGGUAAAACUCCUGUCCCCAUCUGGGUUCUUGCUUAUGGUGGUGCUGCUAUUGAUCUUGGUCUUGCUACCUAUGGUUACAACAUCAUGCGUUCUUUGGGUAACAAUAUUAUCUUGUUUACCCCCACUCGUGGUUUCUCUGCUGAAUUAGGUGCUGCUUUGACAGUAUUGACGUGCUCCAAACUUGGUCUUCCUGUUUCUACCACUCAUUGUAUCACUGGUGCUACAGCUGCUGUCGGUUUAUGUAACGGUAAACUGAGUGCCGUAAACUGGAAGAUGCUCACAUGGUGUUUCUUCUCAUGGAUUCUUACAUUGCCCGCCGCAGGUCUCGUUGCAGGGCUUUUGUUCUCUUUCUGUGCAUAUGGCCCU
Molecule: messenger RNA, 1578 nt
Organism: Gilbertella persicaria
Lineage: Eukaryota; Fungi; Mucoromycota; Mucoromycetes; Mucorales; Choanephoraceae
Product: phosphate transporter
Exons: 3
Biological process (GO): phosphate ion transmembrane transport
Cellular component (GO): membrane
Source: RefSeq, a predicted model, not a curated record